CUCGGUAAAUCAGCUGAUGUCAGUGUAAACAGAAAACAGAGGUGUGUGUGGAAGUGUGUGAGAGUGAGACAGCUAUAUUUCGCCAUCGACGAGCUUUACGACAGUAAAUGAGGGGAUGUGUGUUAUGUGAGUGACGGUGCGAUGUGUCGGCUCAUCAUACGCGCCGCGCUGUUGUAGUGUGACUGUGUUGUAGUGGAGCUGCAGGAAACGAUCUUAGAGGGGCUUUAAACGUCACAUGCAGCCUCACAGAGGGCCCGAGUGAGAGCAACUCUGCCUGAACACCCUGGAUUUCACUUCAAAGGACCAAACUAGUUAAAACAGGGUCCAUGGAGGAGCUGGAGCCAGAGGAGCAGUUUCUGCAAUACUCCCGGAACGGUGAUCUGCCAGGGAUUCAGAUGCUCCUCAUGUCCAAGAUAAAGGAAGAGAAGCAGAUCAACAUAAACUGCAAAGGCAAGAAAAAGUCGAACCUGGGGUGGACGCCUCUUCACUUGGCUUGUUACUUUGGACACAAAGACGUAGUGGAAGAAUUACUGAAGGCAGGUGCAGACGUUAAUUUGCCCAAUAACAUCGGAGAUACACCACUGCACAAAGCUGCCUUCACAGGAAGAAAGGAGGUUGUCAUGCUGCUGCUGCACUAUGAUGCAUGUGCUACUGUCAUCAAUGGGACAGCACAGAUUCCCAAAGAUGUCACUCAAAAUCCAGAGAUCAGAAGCAUGUUAGAAGCGGCUGAGAGAACAGAGGAGAGGAAACUGGAGGAGGAACUUUUAGAAGCUGCACGGGAAGGAGACUUUUCAACUCUAACUCAGCUGCUCAGCAGGAAAAAAUCUCCAGACAUCAACUGCACAGACCUGCUGGGUAACACUCCGCUGCACUGUGCAGCCUAUCGCGGCCAGAAGCAAUGUGCCCUGAAGCUGCUCAAAAGUGGAGCCAGCCCCAACAUCAAGAACAAGAACGGCCAGACAGUGUUUGACCUGGCUAGUGAUACAGCAAUGAAGCAGGUCCUUGAAGGCAACAUUCACCGAGGUAUGAUCCGCCAUGUCAAGAAGUACGAAGGACUUCUUUUUAAGAGCUCCAGAUUUUUUGGUUGGCGCUCCUUUUGGGUCGUCCUUCAAGAUGGAGUUUUAUCCUGGUAUCCUAAACAGUCAGAUGCAGUUGCCAAUGUCAGAAGGCAAGGCUGUAUCACAAAUGCCCAAUGCAUGAUCAGAGUCAAAGAUAGCUGCCUUUUUACGCUCAAGUGCUUUGACGACAGUGUGCAUCACUUCAAAGUGUCACCUAAAAGUGACCCAGAGGCAGCGAGAAAAGUAUGGCUGGAUGCACUGGAAGAGCACUCAGCUUACAGCACACACUACUGCUCCCAAGAGCAGGGUAGUGAGGAGGAGGAAGAGGAAAUGAUGUCACUUGGGGAGCUAUCAGACUCACUACAGGCAGCCGAGGCCAGCCAGAAGAAACUGGAAGAGGAGGUGGCAGCACUCAUGUCCAUGAUGAAAAAUGAUGGGCCAGCAGAAAGUUUCCCAUCCGCCAUACUGCACAAAAUGCAAGAAAUCUGUGAGUUGUCCAGCGAAACCAGUUGCAGUCUCAGAGUCUGUCUGAGCCUCUUCUCCAAACAGGAAGGGGUGCGCAGUCUGAAAUUGGAGCAGGAGGUAGGGAAGAAUAAGAUCCUCUCUGAAGCGCUGCAGACUCUCGCAACGGAGCACCACGAACUUGAGCAAUCCGUCGUCAAGGGAUCCUCACUGCCGAGCGCCCUCAGUGAAGAUGAGUUCCACGACGCUGUGUCCGAAUCAGAUUCAGAGCUCUCCCUGAGUGGCUUUGAGACAGUGGCCAGCCAUUCCUCUGAGGAGGACGAGGAGGAGGACGAAGGCUCUGUCAUGUUAAGCAUCCCUUGCAGCAGCCCCUCCAGUAUGUUGCAGGAGGAUCACCAUGGAGACGAGGACCAGACUCAACCCAACGGGAUCACAAAGCAUAGAACCAGCCUACCUGCACCAAUGUUUUCAAGAAAUGACUUCAGUAUUUGGAGUAUCCUGAGAAACUGCAUUGGGAUGGAGCUCUCCAAAAUUACAAUGCCAGUGAUUUUCAAUGAGCCACUCAGCUUCUUGCAGCGUCUGACAGAGUACAUGGAGCACACUUACCUCAUCCAUCAGGCCAACACGUCUGCAGACUCUAUUGAGAGGAUGAAGUGUGUGGCUGCAUUUGCUGUGUCGGCUGUGGCCUCGCAGUGGGAGCGGACAGGUAAACCCUUCAACCCACUGCUAGGAGAGACUUAUGAGCUGGUCAGAGAGGAUCUGGGUUUCCGGCUCAUAUCAGAGCAGGUGAGCCACCACCCUCCGGUCAGCACCUUCCAUGCUGAGGGCCUGAAGCAAGAUUUUGUCUUUCACGGAUCCAUCUAUCCCAAACUCAAGUUCUGGGGCAAGAGCGUGGAAGCAGAGCCGAAAGGUGUCAUCACGCUGGAGCUGCCCAAGCACGGCGAAGCCUACACAUGGACAAAUCCCACUUGUUGUGUUCACAACAUCAUUGUGGGCCAGCUGUGGAUUGAGCAGUAUGGAAAUGUGGAGGUGAUCAAUCACAGAACUGGUGAAAGGUGCUUCCUCAAUUUCAAGCCAUGUGGCCUUUUUGGAAAGGAACUGCACAAGGUUGAAGGGUAUAUUCUGGAUAAAAGUAAAAAGAAGCAGUGUGCUCUCUAUGGGAAGUGGACAGAGUGCCUGUAUGUCAUUGACCCUGCUGCCUUCGAAGCGCAUAAGAAAAACAAUAAGAAGGGGGCAGAGGACAAAAAAGGUUGCAGUGAGGGUCAGGAUGAGGCUCCUUCUCCAGCUGCAGACACUGUGGAGGUGAUUCCUGGCAGCCAGUUGCUGUGGAGAAUCGCACCCAGACCAGCCAACUCUGCCCAGAUGUACAGCUUCACGACCUUUGCAAUGCAGCUUAACGAGCUGCAUAAGGAGAUGGAGGGGGUCAUUCCUCAGACUGACUGCAGGCUAAGACCGGACAUACGAGCCAUGGAGAAUGGUGACAUUGACCUUGCAAGUGAGGAGAAGAAAAGGCUUGAGGAGAAACAAAGAGCUGCUCGCAAAAACCGCUCCAAAUCUGAUGAAGAGUGGAAGACGAGGUGGUUUCAGCAGGGGCAAAACCCCCACACCAGCUCCCAGGACUGGCUCUUUUCUGGUGGAUACUGGGACAGAAAGUACAGUGAGCUGCCUGACAUUUACUAAUGGACAUGUCCUGCACAGGGACAUUUGCACCAUAGAGUGCCCUCAGUACAGAGCAGCAUUAAUUUCUCUGUUUUUUAAUGGAAUAACUACAAUAACUACAAGCGAUAUGCAACCAGUAGACUUGUGUGGCCUUAAUUAAUCAACUUUAUGAUAUCAAAACUACAUAAAAAUGUCAAUAAUCAAUAUUUAAAUGUCAGGAAAUGUAAAGUUGUUGGACAGUGCUUUGAAAUUUAGCAUUUGUUUACAGUGAGACAAGAUUUAACCCAGUGGAGAGUUGAUGAACAGGGGGUCAUGAUUUUAGUGCGUUGUUGUCUUUUUAAUGCUCAUAAUAGUGUUUUGACUGUAUAUGUAUAUCUGUACAUGUAUAUACUUGACACAAAUUCGACCUUAACUGACCUCAUCACAUCGUUCACAUUUUUUUUGGACUCUAAACUCACAAAACCACAGCUAUUAUGAGUUUCAUGUGGAUCAUUUCUCCUCAUGUUUUUUGUCUUGUACAUACACACUCACAGAAACAUAGAGUAUAUUUUCUAUAUCAGUGUUUCACUUCAAAGAAUCGUUUGGCACUAAUUUUGAUCUUUUUUUUCCUUCACUGUAUUCUGUCUGUUGUGCACAGUAUUUCAUAAAGUAAACACAAGUA
Scatophagus argus is the source of this 3840-nucleotide messenger RNA. It is a transcript of the gene osbpl1a, whose product is annotated as oxysterol binding protein-like 1A. NCBI's taxonomy places the organism in Eukaryota, Metazoa, Chordata, Actinopteri, Scatophagidae. Gene Ontology annotation, molecular function: cholesterol binding; protein binding. Gene Ontology annotation, cellular component: membrane; cytosol; intracellular membrane-bounded organelle. The record is from RefSeq and is a predicted model, not a curated record.